AUGAGCUAAGUAAGAUAAAAUAUGCAAGGGUCAUAGGUAGAAAAAGAAAAAACAGUAGGCCAUUACAUAAUAGGGCAGAAUAUAGGAGAGGGAACUUUCGGAAAAGUAAAAUUAGGAACUCAUAUAGAAACACGCGAAAAGGUUGCCAUUAAAAUUCUCGAAAAAGAUAAAAUAACUGAAUAAGCAGAUGUUGAAAGAGUAGCUCGUGAAAUACAUAUCCUGAAAAUCUUGAGGCAUCCAAAUAUAAUUCAGCUUUACGAAAUUAUUGAAACAUAGAAAUAGCUUUAUUUAAUUAUGGAAUAUGCGUAAGGAGGAGAGCUAUUCGAUUACAUCGUUAAAAAUUAAAAGAUAAACGAAAGGGAAUCUUGUAAAUACAUCUAACAGAUCCUCUCAGGUGUGGAGUAUCUGCAUAAUCUCAAUAUAGCCCAUAGAGAUUUGAAGCCAGAAAAUCUACUCCUUGACCAUUAAAAAAACAUAAAAAUAGUUGAUUUCGGUUUAUCUAAUUUAUACAAGGAAGGAGAGCUCCUCAAGACAGCAUGUGGCUCUCCUUGUUAUGCAGCUCCUGAAAUGAUUUAAGGUAAAAAAUAUGAAGGACUUUGCGUAGAUAUUUGGAGUACUGGUAUUAUUAUGUUUGCUUUAAUCUGUGGGUAUUUGCCAUUUGAAGACUAAAAUACAUCUGUGCUUUAUAAAAAAAUUGUAAGUGGUGAAUUUUCUAUUCCUAGAUGGGUUUCUACUGAAGCAAAAGAUUUAUUGAAUUGUAUUUUAAAUACUGAUCCUGUAAAAAGAUAUAAAAUAAACGAUAUUCGCAAUCAUAAGUGGUAUUUGUUGUUCAAGUAAAAUCUUAGUAAUGGAAUAUACGUAGGAAAGUAACUCAUUCCUGUUAACGAAGCAAUAUUGUAAAAAUUAAAAGACUUUAAUAUCGAUCUCGAUGUUGCUAGGAAAUGUAUUGAAAGUAAUAAACAUAAUGAUAUCACUACCACUUAUUAUUUACUCCUAAAUAAGCAUGUUUAACAAGGGGGUUCUUUAGAAGAUAUUUUCCCUUAGAAUUAACCAAGGUAGUAAUAGCCUAUUUAAUCUUAAGUAUCUUCUAGAAAUACAACUUCUACAACACCAAAUAGUUCUGCUUAAACUGCCACUGGAUCUUUUACAAAUUAAUAUAAUGUUAACUAAUCAAACAAUUAUCCGAAUAGCAGCACAAUUUCGUAGAAUUAACAAGUUUAGAAUUCUUAAAACAGUGCUAACUAUUAAAAUUAUAAUUAAUAGCAAAAUGUUUCUCCUGUUUCUGUAAAUCCUUAAUAGUAGUAUGAUCCAUAAACCUAGUAAUCAAAUGAUUAAAUAGAAGCUCAAAAAAGAAUUCAAUAACAAUAUUAAAUGUAGUAGCAAUAAUAAUAACAAUAAUAAUAAUAGCAACAAUACAAUCCAAAUUUAGAUCAGGAAAAUUAAGAAGCUAUUAAACUUUAAAUUGCAUAAUUUGAGCAACAAUAAUAGUAGUUGAUAGAAUAACAGUAAAAAGAGUUAUUGCUCAAAUAGAUGUAAAUGGAGGAAGAAUAAAAAUAAAAACAAAUAUUUUUAUAAUAGCAGCAAGCAGCAGAAGAGUAAAGGCGUAAAAAACAGCAGUAAGAAGAACAGGAAAUGAUUCGCUUAUAAUUACUUAAAUAAUAGUAAUAUGAAGAGGAAUUAGCAAGGUAACUACAAAAAUAAAGAGAGGAGUAAUUGAGAAUAUAGCUUUUGGAAGAAGAGUAGUAAAGAGCUAAAGCAAAAUUGGAAGAGUAGAUGAGGUAACAAGCUCUAAUUGAGGAAUAAUAAAAAAAAAAAUUGUUGGAGGAGCAACAAUAAUUCCUUUUAAGAAAAUAAAAGUAAGAUGAGGAAUACGAAUAAAAUUUAAAGUAGCAAUAAUAUCUUGCAUAAAAGCAAGCCUAAAUGUAAUAGCAGUAGUAGUAAUAUAAGCAAUAGCUAAUUUAGUAAUAAUAAUAGCAAUAAGUUCCUGUUACAAGCAACCAUUCUCAAAAAUAUUAAAAUCCUUCUCCUUAAUAGUAAGCUGUAACUACCUAUAAUGAAGCUAUGUAAAUAAACACUUAUAGUCCUUCCAGUUAGCAUAACUAUGGUUAAAACUAACCACCUUCUUUUGCUCAACCUUUUGCUUAUCAAAAUUCAAAUAACUUAAAGCUUCCUGAAGAUAAUUAAUUCAGAGAAUCUCUCAGCAAUAACAAUAAUAGAUAAUCAGCUGCUCCUUCAUUCUCUAAUCAAACAGAUUCUAUGAUUGAAAUUAAUGAAAAUAAUUAAGCUCCUUGUCUUAACUUAGAGGAUUUUGAUUAGGCUAAUUCUAAUACCUCGCUGAAUGCCAACGAAUAAUGCGAAUAAGUAAGAAAAUCAAUUGGUGAGAACACUCCAACACCUAAGAAAUUGGAAUUUAAUAACUAACCUAAUCGUUUGUCAAUAGAAGAUUAAUAAAAACGUAGUAAAAAGAAUUCGGUAAGUAACUCUCAAGAAUUUAAAUACUUCCAAAAGGAGUAAAGAGAAGAAAUUUAUGUUGCAAACACUAAAAAGAGCAUUGAUUUAACUUAAUCAUAAAGAAAUUCUAUUUAAUACAAUAAUUUCAUGGCAGGUGAAGAAAACCCUAGACCUUAUGAUCAUGUCCUUUAGCCUGAACCUAUACCUCAAAGUAUUCAAAACAACUGGAAUCAACAUAAUUAAGAUAAUCAAAACGGAACAAUGUCAUCUAAUAGUUCAAAUUAUUACAAAGAGUUAUAAGUAGUCAACUAGCUUUUAAGAGAUUCUUAGCAAGGAAACACUCACCAUAUUAGAGAAUAGUCAUAUUCCUAAGAGAGAGAAACUAAGUAACAUGCAUAAACUAAUCAAGCACAUCCUCAUAAUUCAUAGCAAACUUAAGCAUAAAUGUUGAUAAAUUCUACAAUUCCCAAAAACACUGUUAGUAUAACAUCUAAUCACUCGAUUAGCAAUAAUUCUUAAGCAAACUAAAAUAACCCUCAAGUUCAAAAUGGAGCUGCUGCUGCUUAACAGCAGUUUACUAGUGCAUCACCUGUGAGUGGAACUCAUAAGUAAAAUAUGAACUCCAACGUAGCUUAGAGUUUCUCAAACAACUCUAAUGUGAGAGGUUCUUAAACAAUUGCUAUUAAUAAUAAUAGCAACAAUAAUGGAGAUAGUUCUAAAUUUAUUUCUCCAAGAUAAAGUAUGGAUGGAGCUUUAAAGCUUUUAAGCAAUAAAUAAAGAGAUGAAAAUGUUCGCUAAAGUGCUAACUAAAGCUUAACUGCAACAAACACUCCUAAUAGUAUGAACAAAAAACUCAAAAACAAUCUAAACACACUAUCAGUUACAACUUCAAGCAGUAAAUAACCUUCUGCAAAGUAGUCUCCUUCACCCAAAAGCAAAAGCAAAUUACAGCAAUAGCAACAACAGAUGCAAUAAUAAAACAGCAUGCAUUCUUCAGUAAAUAACCACUCAAAUGGAUAUCAUUCUACUCUCCCUUCUCACAAUAUAAAAUUGACUAACAAGAGUUAAAGUUCAGGUACUAGCAACAACAAUAAUCAGAAUAGUCUAUAAAAUUCUUAAUUAGGAUAAUCAAAGCUAGUAAAUAACACUUAGACUUAAUAAUAGAAUAAGCCUGUAAGUUAAUCAUCUUCAAUAAAUUCAACCUAAAAUGCUAUAUCUGUAUCUAACACUUAAUAAAGUAUUAGUAUGAGCAAUAAUAAUACCUCAAGCUAAUAAGGUUACUCAUAAAAUAAUAUUAAUUCUAACAAUCAAUAAAAAAAUUCUAAAAAUAAUGAUAUUUCAGAAAAUUUAGCAACUGAACCAAAUUACACAAGUAAACAUGUUCAAUAGUCUUCUCAGUCUAGCAAUGGUUAAUACUAAAAUAGCAGCAAUAUUAAUAAUGGAUAAAUAAAAAACCAUUCUUUAUCUAUAAGUAAAUAAAAUGCUGUUUCUCCAAGAAUAGCAACUGAAAACAGUGAUCCUUAUUAUAGAUAGCAUAUAUAUUAAAAUAAUUCAAAUAGUAGCAGUUCAAAAUCUUACAUGAAUUCAUCUAAAAUAAGUCCAUCUACUACUACUAAUGCUUCCUAUCAAAAUAAACACUUAACAGUCUAAAGUGGUAUUAAGGUUCACAGAGGCCCAUUCAAUCUCAGAGCAAUUACAAAUAAAGAUCCAAAAUAUAUUGUUUCUGAACUAAUAAAAACAUUGGAAUCUUUUAAAAUGUAUUACAAGCCAACUUCUAAAUUUGAUAUCAGAGUAGAAAAAGAUUUGGUCAAAUUUGAUAUUUCUGUAAAUAUACUUCAUAAUGUCGAAAAUCUUUUUAUAAUAAAAUUCACUCGCCUGAUAGGUGAUACACAUAAAUACAAUGAAAUAUGUAAUAAUAUUCUCAACUAUGUGCAAUCAUCUACUAACCACGAAUCUUCUUCAUAAGUUUUUAGGUGA
Molecule: messenger RNA, 4428 nt
Organism: Tetrahymena thermophila SB210
Lineage: Eukaryota; Ciliophora; Oligohymenophorea; Hymenostomatida; Tetrahymenidae
Product: protein kinase
Exons: 12
Biological process (GO): protein phosphorylation
Molecular function (GO): ATP binding; protein kinase activity
Source: RefSeq, a predicted model, not a curated record